Alternaria metachromatica is the source of this 351-nucleotide messenger RNA. RefSeq lists its product as uncharacterized. The transcript has 2 exons. The record is from RefSeq and is a predicted model, not a curated record. Lineage: Eukaryota; Fungi; Ascomycota; Dothideomycetes; Pleosporales; Pleosporaceae. Bases 1 to 351 code for a protein of 116 amino acids.
AUGGCUCUCGCCUUCGCAAAGCUGUCAUUCCUUUGUCUCUACCUGAACUUGAGCCCCGCGCGCGGCUUUCGCGCUGGAGUGUACUUCACCAUAUUCGUUGUCGUCGGAUCUUGUGUCGGCAUCGUCAUCUCUCUACUUGCAGCAUGCAAGCCGUUUGCGAAGAAUAUCGACGUCACCGUCACAGAAGGGCAAUGUUUGAACAAAGCGGCAUUAUACAUCGCUACUGGGGUACUGAACAUCGUCACGGAUAUCAUGGUCAUCAUCCUACCAAUACCCAUGGUUCUGCGACUACAAAUGUCGAGAGAGCGGAAGAUUAUGGUGAUAGGCAUCUUCAGCGUUGGCUCGAUGUAA